Eimeria mitis is the source of this 2961-nucleotide messenger RNA. RefSeq lists its product as uncharacterized. NCBI's taxonomy places the organism in Eukaryota, Apicomplexa, Conoidasida, Eucoccidiorida, Eimeriidae. The coding region runs from base 1 to 2961 and encodes 986 amino acids. The record is from RefSeq and is a predicted model, not a curated record. The transcript has 4 exons.
AUGGGGGCCCCCCCUCCUUUAUUAGGGUCUAGUGUGAAGCAGCAAGAGGGUUCUGCUGCUGCUGCUGCUGCUGCUGCAGCUGCUGCUGCAGCAAGAGAAAGGAGACAGCCCGUUGCUAGAUACGACUCAAGGAGACAGUCUCCUGUGGCCAAGGCCUUUCAUCGUCUCCAGCGCAGCAGCAGCAGCAGCUGGGACAGCCGCAGCAGCAGCAGCAGCAGCAGCAACAGCAGCAGAAUGAUAAGCCGCAGCAGCAGCAGGAGCAGCAGCAGGCCUCUGAACAGCAGAAGCCAGCGCAGCAGCAGCGGCUCCUGGACGGACAGCAACAGCAGCAACAGCAGCAGCAACAGCAGCAGCGACAGCAGCAGCAACAGCAGCAGCAGCAGCAGCAGCAGCAGCAAAGUGUCUCCUGGGGGGCCCCCCACUAAAGAAGACCCUGAGGGGGCCCCCUCAUCGAAGGCAGCUGCGAAGGGCCCCCCAGCCGAAGCCUCCCUUAAGGGGCCACCCCCCUCUAAAGGGCCCCCAGGGGGCCCCCCAAAGGGGCCCCCUAAGGGGCCCCCGAAGGGGCCCCCUCCCCCUAAGGGGCCCCCCGAGGGCCCCCCGAAGGAGGCCCCAAAGGGGCCCCCCAAGGGGCCCCCAGAGGAAUUACCGAAGGAGGCCGCAAAGGGGCCCCCAAAGGGGCCCCCAGAGGGGCCCCCGAAGGGGGCCCCAAAGGGGCCCCCUAAGGGUCCCCCAAAGGGGCCCGCAGAGGGACCCCCAAAGGGGGGGCCCCCAAAGGGGGGGCCCCCAAAGGGCCCCCUUAAGGGGCCCCCGCCGAAGGUCUCCCCAGAAGGUUACUCUGCAGAGGGGCCCCUCAAGAAGGGGCCCCCGAAGAAGGGGCCCCCACCUAGUACCUCGUCCUCGUCUGAGGUGUCUCCCCGGGGGGUACAAACCCCCAAAGUGUCUCUUCAGGGGCCCCCCAAGGGAGGUGCAUGUGAGGGGGCCCCCAAGGAAGUACCCAUUAAGGGGGCCCCUGUUAAACUGUCUCCGGGAGACAAACCCUCACCAGGGCCCCCUCAAGCGCAGACACCUAGCCAGGGGCCCCUAGACAAAAAGGAGAAAACAGACUCGAAGGACCCACCCGACGGGCCCCCCAAGGGGCCCCCAAAGGGGCCCCCAAAGGGGCCUCCUCCCAAGGAAACCCCAAAGGGGCCCCCCGAGGGGCCCUCCAAGGGGCCCCCCAAAGGGCCCCCCCAGGGGCUCUCCAAGGGGCCCACCAAGGGGCCCCCCAAGGGGCCCCCCGAAGGGGUUCCCAGUGGAACACCAAAGGGUACCUCCACGGGGCCCCCCAAGGGCCUCCCCAAGGGGCCCCCAAAGGGGCCCCCGAAGGAGGGGGUGUCUACAGGGGCCCCCAGCAGUGUAGAGGCUCUAUCGGAGGAGACAGAGAGAAGCAGUGAGGGGGCCCCUAAGGGACACACAGAGGACGAUGCACCGAGCAGCAGGGGAGGGGCCCCCAAGGGGCCCCCACUGAAAUCCUCUAAAGUACAGGGGCCCCCUGCUAAGACCCCAAAGGGGCCCCCUUCUGAGGCCCCCAAGGGGCCCCCUCCCCCUGCUCUGUCGAAGCAUGCAGAUAUGCAGAAGGCUGAAGUAGUUGGGGGGCCCCCCACAAAGCCCCCCCCGAAGACCACUACAGAGAAAGAGGGGGCCCCCGGGGGGGCCCCCGCAGCAGGUGUUGUGCAGCGCAGCGUAAAGAAGAAACCACCACCUCCUCCGUGGGCAGGUGGUGGCCCCUCGAAGGGGGCCCCUCCUGUGUCAGGGGCCCCCAAGCAAGAGGAGACAGCCAAGGAGGGGACAGUACCAAAAGGUACCGACAUCAAGGGGGCCCCCCCAGGCCCUGCUGCAGAGCAGCAGAAACAGGGGGGGCCCCCUCUUUCUCCGGGGCCCCCACUUGAGAAAGAAGGCCCUGCUAAGACACAUGGGGGGCCCCCGUCCCCUCCCCCUGACUCGGGGGCCCCCCAAAGUGUCUCCGCUGCUGUUAAAGCUAAAGAGACAGGGGCCCCCACCAGGCCCGCACCUGAUGCAGCAGCAGGAAGCAGCAUGAAGGAGGGGCCCCCCAUGGGGGCCCCCCUCUCUGGCUUCAUUGCCAAGAAGCUAUCGGCUGGGUCGCAGGUUGUGUUGGGGAAGGGGCCCCCCAAGGGGCCCCCCAGUGGGCCCCAAGCAGCAUUUAAAGUGGUGAUGGUGGGUAGGGGGCCCCCACAGGCACCUGGUGCUGCUGUCUCCCCUAAGGGUGUCUCUCCUCCCGCAGAGACAGCAGCAGCAGCAGCAGCAGCAGCAGCAGCAACAGCAGCAGCAGCAACAACAACCCCCAAGGGUGUCUCCGCAGGUUCUGAAGGGGCCCCUAGCAAGGCCUUACCCAUAGGAGGGGGCCCCCAACAGAAGGCCCCUAGCAGCAAAGUUGAGGGCCCCUCCAAAGCCGCAGCGAAGGGGGGCCCCCCAACACCUCCUCCAGAGCGAGGAGAAGGAGACGGCACGGGGGAGGAGACAGUGUGUCUUCUUCUCAGGGUACGAGUUUCUCUUCUGGGGCCCCCAGAGGGAACAGGAGACAGCGAAACAAGUAAAGGAAAAGAAUAUAUAGCCGUCAACAGCCCUGCUUGGGAGACCCUCACCAGGGGGUGGAGCCAGGAGGAUUGGGGGGCGUUUGUGUUGGGGGAGGAGGAGACAGGAGAAGAGGAGACAGGUGCAGAGAGAAGAGAGAGAGGAGACAGAGAAGGAGACAGGAGAAGAGGAGACAAAAAGGAGACAGGAGAAGAGGAGACAGAUGUAGAGAGAGGAGACAGAGAAGGAGACAGAGGAGACAAAAAGGAGACAGGAGAAGAGGAGACAGGAGAUGAGGAGACAGAUAACAUAGAAGAAGGGGUUCUACCUGUCUCCGUUUUCUAUGCAGACGGAGACACUUCUCCUACGGUGCAGCAGGGCCCCCGCUGA